CGAUCCUGGUCUCACAUGAGAUUUGCCCUCACUCUCGUCUGGUUCUGAAGUCUGAGCUCCUCUGCUGACUGAAGGGAUGUACGGUCUGCUGUGUGAGAGUCUCCACGACUUCAUCAAAGAGUCGUAUGGAGACGACGUGUGGAAGCUGGUUAGAGAGAGGGCCGAUGUCAGGCUGCACUCAUUUGUCACCCAUCAGGUCUACAGUGAAAGUGUGAUUCCUCGGAUCGCGAAGGCCGCCAGCGGAGUGACGGGAACACCUUACAAUGAGCUGAUGAACUCCUGGGGCGUCUACUUUCUGGGCUUUGUCGGGAAGUACGGCUACGACAGAAUCCUCAAGGUGUUGGGCCGCCACGUUCGUGACUUUGUCAACGGCCUGGACAACCUUCACGAGUACCUGCGCUUUAGCUACCCAAAGGUGCAGCCACCUACUUUCUUCUGCCAGGAGGAGUCGGCCACUGGGGUCACCCUCCACUACCGGAGCAAGCGAAAGGGCUACCUGCACUAUGCCAUGGGUCAGCUGCGGCAGAUGGGGAAGCAGUUCUAUGACACAGACAUCCAUGUGGAGGUCCUGUCGGAGCAGAUGGUUGGUGACUACUCCCACGUCACCAUGCGACUGAACUUCGAUAACUCCGCUUAUCGCUACAUCAUGAAGGAGGAUGAAGAAGAGCAGGAGAUUCUCCCCAUUACCUCGGAUUUCUUCUUCGAAGUCUUCCCUUUCAACAUUGUUUUCAGACAGGACAUGGUGGUGCACAACGUUGGAUCAGGACUGGCAACAGUCUUCCCGGAUCUGGAUGGCAAAAAAAUCAACGACGCUUUCCUGCUGGCUCGCCCCCUGGUGGAGUUCACGUGGAACAUGAUCAUUUCCCACCCAAACAACCUGUUUGAAAUCAUGUCCAAGGAGCCAGUGAAGAGAGAGAGGAACCUCCACAAUCGAGUGCAGAAUUCCGACUAUGAAAAUGCUAAUCGCUCCGCUGACGUCGACGUUGAACUCAUGGCGUUCCAGUCCAUCAUUGGGGACGACUACAAAGACGGCAACAGCGCCAACGCCAUGGAGAGUUGGGGCGACGGCAGUCGCUGCCUGAAACUGAAAGGCCAAAUGAGAUACAUGCCCGAGUGGGAGUCCAUCAUCUUCCUGGGGACCCCUGUGAUGGAGAGUCUGAGCGCCAUGUUCAAGACCGGCCUCUAUAUUAAUGACCUCAGCAUGCACGACUCCAGCAGGGACCUGGUGCUGGCAGGCACGCAGCAGUCGGAGGAGCUCAAGAGGGCGCUCAUACAGGAGCAGAAAAAGUCCAGUAAACUGGAGGAAAGCAUGAAGAUGUUGGACUACGAGAUGAAGAAGACGGAUGACCUUCUGUACAGGAUGAUUCCCAAGCCGGUGGCCAAAAGGCUACGCAAGGGAGAGCCGGCGGUGAACACCUGUGAGGUUUUCCCAGACGUGACCAUCCUCUUCAGCGAUGUGGUGGGCUUCACCCGCAUCUGCAGUCACAUUACCCCCAUGCAGGUGGUCUCCAUGCUCAACACAAUGUACACGCUGUUCGACACGCUCAGUGAGAAGCACCGAGUCUUCAAGGUGGAGACCAUCGGAGAUGCUUAUAUGGUGGUGGCAGGAGCUCCGGAGAAGACCAAGUAUCACGCCCACAACAUCUGUGACAUGGCCCUGGACAUGGUGCGCUCCAUCGAUCACCUGAAAGACCCCUCCAAUGGCAACAACAUACAGAUUCGUGUCGGAAUCCACUCUGGCAUGGUGGUGGCUGGCGUGGUUGGACACAAGAUGCCGCGGUAUGGUCUCCACGGUGACACCGUCCACACUGCCUCUGCCAUGGAGAGCAACGGAAAGGAAAUGCACAUUCAACUCAGCAGCGCCACCUAUGAGCACCUGAAGGGAAGUCACUUUAUUUUUGAGCGGCGGGGCAUCAUUACCAUUAAGGGUAAUGUUGAAAUUGAGACGUACUGGCUGAAAGGAAAGAGGGACAAGGAUGGGAACGCUCAGGCAGCAUGUCCUCAGUUUGAGACCCAGACCAUCAGCAAAGCCAUCAGCAAAGCCACCAUUUUAGGACCCGAGGCCACCGGCGACCAGGGCGGCCUGGUUUUCCCGCUUGUCGCCGGGGAGGAGGAGGAUGAAGUCAAAUCCAUUCGCUCACACCGAAUCAAGAUGGAGAUUUCGGGUCAUUCUCUGGAGGAGUCCAUUGAGGAGUGUCGGGUGGAGGAGAUGUCUGUCCAUAAGUCACACUUUAAGGACACUCUGCUGGAUGGACUGGAAGACUCUCACCUGGAUGGCGAGUCCCCUGAGUUUGACGGCAGAGACUCCAUCAUGGAGUCCAGGAGCAGCUCCUGCGACUCCCGCUGCUCCAAGAGUGCCAUGUGCUCCGUGUCCUAAUUGGUGCCGGACUGCGUGAAACAGCGUCCUGGAGACUUUAACGUCACAUAGCAGAACUGGGUUUUUGAUUGAUACCUUUAGUGAGAAGCAGAGCACUUGUCUAGAUCUGUGCUUGCCGUAGAGUUGUGUGGAAUAAAAAUCAAAUCUAGUUUAAAGUCAGCACUUUAUUCAUGUUUGCUCGCUACAGAAACAGUGUCAUAUAUAUACAGUAUAUAACCCUCACCACUCAAACUACAAGUCCCAUAAUGCACUGCAACAGUUAUAGAUCUUUUAACAGAGGGGUAAAUGAUGUAAAGGCUCAGAACAUUCAAUAAACAAUCAUG
Synchiropus splendidus (mandarinfish) is the source of this 2700-nucleotide messenger RNA. RefSeq names its product soluble guanylate cyclase 88E-like. The coding region runs from base 77 to 2377 and encodes 766 amino acids. Gene Ontology annotation, molecular function: oxygen sensor activity; heme binding; guanylate cyclase activity. Gene Ontology annotation, cellular component: guanylate cyclase complex, soluble. Gene Ontology annotation, biological process: cGMP biosynthetic process; nitric oxide-cGMP-mediated signaling; response to oxygen levels. NCBI's taxonomy places the organism in Eukaryota, Metazoa, Chordata, Actinopteri, Syngnathiformes, Callionymidae. The transcript has 18 exons. The record is from RefSeq and is a predicted model, not a curated record.